UCGUAAAAUGGACCGUCUCAUUUCCCUUUGCGUCCAGGGUAUGGUGAGCUCCCUAAUGUUCAUGAUUGAAAUGUCCCACCACAGCGAUGAUCAGCUCUUGCAGGCUGGAAGCGAUUCCUUCUGGGAGCCCGGCAACUACAAACGCACCACCAAGCGCAUUGAGGAUGGCUACAAACUCUGCAAUGACCUACAGCAACUGAUUCAGGAGCGAGCCGACAUCGAAAAGGGAUAUGCAAAAAGCUUGCGCACCUGGUCAAAGAAAUGGGGUGACUUCAUUGAGAAAGGGCCGGAAUACGGCACCACCGAGGCGGCCUGGAAGGGCGUGCUGACGGAGUCUGAGCGCGUCUGCGAUGUGCACAUGAAGAUCAAGGACAGCCUGUGCAACGAUGUCAACAGCUCGAUCAAGACGUGGCAGAAGGAGAACUACCAUCACACGCUCAUGCAGAUCAAGGAGCGCAAGGAUAUGGAGGAUAUGUUCAAGAAGGCCCAGAAACCGUGGGCCAAGCUGCUGGCCAAGGUCGAGAAGGCCAAGGCCGACUAUCACUCGGCCUGCAAGACAGAGCGCAGCGCAACGAACCAAGAGCGCAAUGCCAAUGCCGACAGUUCGCUCUCUCCCGAUCAGGUGAAGAAAAUGCACGAUCGCGUGCAAAAGACCAAAGAUCAAGUGCAAAAGUGCCGCGAGAAGUACGAGCAAGCCAUUUCCGAAAUCACCAAAUACAAUUCGGUUUACAUUGAGGACAUGACAUCUGUGUAUGAAAAGUGCCAAACCAUGGAGAAGACGCGGCUGCAGUUCUUCAAGGACAUACUGUUCAAUGUGCACUCGAGUCUGGAUCUCACCAAAGUGCAAAGCCUGCCCCAAAUCUAUGACGAAUUCUAUCAUACGAUCAACAAUGCGGACCAGCAGAAGGAUCUGAAGUGGUGGUCAAACAAUCAUGGUAUUAACAUGGCCAUGAACUGGCCAAUCUUUGUGGAAUACACGGAGGAGUUCCGCGACAUUGCCAAGGGCAACAAAUCAAAAGAGGCACUGCCGGCAGCACCCAUAACGCUCAUUAAUCAGCGACCUGUCGCCGAGGAGGGCAUCCACGAAUACCACUCCACAAAUAGUCUCAAGAAGAGCAACAGCGCCGGAGGCAGCGCAAGCAGCAGAGCGAGCGGCAAGAGCGAACAAGCGGCAACGCCAUCUUCUGCCACAACAACCGAAACCAGAACGUCAGCGGCGGCAACCGCCGGCUCGACGACAGCGGCAGCGGCAGCGACAGCAACGGUAACAGCGGCGUCAGCGGGAGCGGGAGCGGUAGCGGUAGCACCGAAUCGCAAUCCGAGCGUAACCAAUGGCAACGGCAAAGUCGAUUCCAAUCCAUUCGACGAGGAGGAGGAGUGGGAUGAGGCCGACAACGUGCUGGUCGACAACGGUGAGCCGGGCGUGCCAGUCAAAGCGCUGUACGAUUACGAGGGGGCUGAAAGUGAUGAGCUCACAUUCAAACAAGGUGAUGUUUUUGAAAAGCUCGAAGAUGAGGACGAGCAGGGCUGGUGUAAGGGACGCAUGAAUGGGCGCGUUGGCUUAUAUCCGGCCAACUAUGUGGAACUCUGUUCCGCGUAAGCGGAGAACUCUGGCAGCAGAUGGGCAGCAGCAGCAGCAGCCGAAGUCGUUAAACAGAUAUAUGAAUUCAUAUACUUACGUAUAUAUAUAUAUAUAUAUAGAAAUAAACCGAGGUUAGAGACGCAUUACGGAAUAAUGCUUAUACAGUAAAA
Drosophila persimilis is the source of this 1752-nucleotide messenger RNA. It is a transcript of the gene Synd, whose product is annotated as protein kinase C and casein kinase II substrate protein 3. NCBI's taxonomy places the organism in Eukaryota, Metazoa, Arthropoda, Insecta, Diptera, Drosophilidae. The record is from RefSeq and is a predicted model, not a curated record. Gene Ontology annotation, molecular function: phospholipid binding; protein binding. Gene Ontology annotation, cellular component: cytoplasm; endosome; plasma membrane. The coding region runs from base 8 to 1600 and encodes 530 amino acids. The transcript has 10 exons. Gene Ontology annotation, biological process: regulation of endocytosis; plasma membrane tubulation; cytoskeleton organization.